AUGGCAUUGGACGCCGCGAGGCUGAUUCAGCAGGUUGGGAUGCAGCAGCUCAUGCGCCGCCGGCAGUCGCCUCGUCGAGCCUCAGCUCCGGAACAGCUGCCCGACCCGCAACCCAGCACGUGGGCUUAUUCCCGCCCUGUGGUCAUCCUCGACGCGUUUUGGAACCUCGCCUUCGUUGUAGUCACAGCCAUCACGCUCUUUAUAAGCCAGGCGCGCAACGAGCGCCCGCCCGCGCCGCUGUCCAUCUGGUUACUCGGUUACGCCGUGCAAUGCGCCGUGCACGUGAUCUGCGUUCUGCUGGAGCACGAGCGGCGGGAGAGCCGGCGCCCUGGCACAACGCGUAGAGUCAGCCAACACAAUGUUCUCCUUUGCCUGGUGGCUCGAGCUCACUUCCUCUCAUGCUCUCUCCUGCUUGCUCUCAUGCCUCCCUCUCUCCUUCUCACCCUCUCACCCUAUUGCAGCCUGGCACGGCGCGUAGAGUCAGCCAACACAAUGUUCUCCUUCGCCUGGUGGCUCGUCGGCUUCACGUGGAUCCUCUCCACCAUCGACGACUCUUUCAAAGACGCGCCCAUCCUCUCCUGGGCGACCACAGCCUUCCUGGCGUUUGACGUGUUCUUCGUCGUCUUCUGUGUGGCUGUGGCGUGCGUUGUGGGCAUGGCCGUGUGCUGCUGCCUGCCCUGCAUCAUUGCUCUCAUCUACGCUGUUGCAGACCAGGCGAGUGCAGUUUCCUCCGAUCCUGUUAUCCUGGUGCCGCAUUGCUCUUUCCAGGAAGGAGCUACACGAGAGCAGAUCGAAGCUCUCCCCAAGUUCAAGUUCUACCGCCAUCGCACCGCCGCCAACAACUCUUCCCAAGCCAGCAGCAUAUGCCCCUUCCACUCCUGCUCCUCCUCCUUCCGCCUCUCCUCGUCUCCCCCCCUCUCCUCCUCCACCUCCUUCUCCUCCUCUCCAGCCACCCGAACCGCCCCCUGCCCCUGCUGCUCCUCCUCUGCCUUUGCCGGUGCCAUGUGGCGCAACGCGGUUGGCCUUGCUGCUGGGCUCUGGAGGCGGGCAGGCCGGGCAGGAGGAAAUAACAGCAGCAUCAGAAAUUCUCCAAGUGGCGAUGGGCUGGACGUCCGUGUGACAGUUGAGGAAGAGACAGGUGGCGUCAUGUCAUUGGUUGGCUCGGCCCAUCCGCCAAGGCAGAGGCAUGUGGAGGCGGAGGAUGCAGAAUGCUGUGUGUGUCUUGUAAGGUAUGAGGAUGGGUGUGUGUUACGGGAGUUACCAUGCUCGCACCACUUCCACGCAGCGUGUAUUGACAAGUGGCUCAAGUCGCACCCGACAUGCCCGCUAUGCAAGCGUGACAUUACUAAGGGAGUGGGGAGCAUGCCAUCGCCUGACACACUGCCAAGUUCACUCUCUGCUGGAGCAUCGGCGGGAGGGGCUCUUGAAAGCACUCCAGGGCCAAGCGGGACACCAUAA
This is a messenger RNA of Closterium sp. Naga37s-1, 1458 nucleotides long. The record is from the annotation of a GenBank genome assembly. Lineage: Eukaryota; Viridiplantae; Streptophyta; Zygnematophyceae; Desmidiales; Closteriaceae.